GCGGACGAGCGAUGCUUUCGACAUUCAUUUUUUAAAUUGGUUAUGUACAACAUACAAGUGCUCUUCAUACAAGUGCUCUUCUGCCCUGAUACAUGAAACUCGAUUUCAGAUGAGUGUUGACAAUGGAUGCUGACAGUGUGGCACCGAGGAAGCUGCUUUUGUCUUCACCCAGCCAGCAGGCGGAGCAGCAGGCUCAGGAGCGUGGCGAGUCAGCCGAUCAGUCCCGGCACUGGUUUGAGCAGGAGGUGGAGAAAAACUUAGCAGACUCGCGCCAGGAGGACCACCUGAAGCGGCUGAGGAAGCUGAAAAAGGCACUUGACUACAUCAGCGAGACCGACUGGAAGUAUGAGAAUGCCAAGCCGUUUUAGCCGCGUCCUCUGAUUUUCUGCCUGUAUUCUCUCACCUCGCGUUUCUCAAGAAUUCUGAAGUCUGCUGUGUUUGCCGGUGUAGGGAGACUCGGCAGCCGCGACCGUCCCGAGCGAGCG
This is a messenger RNA of Pollicipes pollicipes, 485 nucleotides long. RefSeq lists its product as uncharacterized. The transcript has 3 exons. Lineage: Eukaryota; Metazoa; Arthropoda; Thecostraca; Pollicipedomorpha; Pollicipedidae. Bases 123 to 368 code for a protein of 81 amino acids. The record is from RefSeq and is a predicted model, not a curated record.